This is a messenger RNA of Nylanderia fulva, 667 nucleotides long. RefSeq lists its product as uncharacterized. The record is from RefSeq and is a predicted model, not a curated record. NCBI's taxonomy places the organism in Eukaryota, Metazoa, Arthropoda, Insecta, Hymenoptera, Formicidae.
UAGAGAUUUAUAUAUAUAUAUACACAAGUAUUUAUAUAUAUUAAUAUAAUGGAUUCAGUAGAAGGUUUACAUAAUUCUUCAAAUGAAGUGGCUGCCUUAGUAGAAAGAAAUACUAUACCACAAGGUAUAUCAUUAAUUGAUCCAGUUGCUGUAGCAAAAUCUAGUCGGCAAGAUUUGAUAGCAUUGGUAACAGAAAUUGAAAAGGCGGAUAGGUGUAUAAAAGCUAAUGCAUGUAAUAAAUUACAAGUAAUCGCAGAACAGAUCAGAUUUUUACAAAAGCAAGCUGAGAGUAUCCUGCUGGAAGCAGAACAAAAUGCAAAAUUGCAUCAUGUAGCUUGUAAUUUUGUAAAACAGCCUGGCCAUAUAUAUCAUUUAUAUCAACGAGAUUCGGGGCAACUUUAUUUUUCUAUGCUUAGUCCAGAGGACUGGGGUAAUUCUGCACCAUCACAGAGUUAUAAAGGGUCUUUUAGAUUAGAACAUGAUCGCUCGUGGACUCCUGUAUCUAAACUGCAGGUAAAGGAUGAUGAAUUACUCCUAUUUAAAAAAUUAUUACCUUAUAAUAAGACAACAAAUGCUCUUUUGCAAACUGUUAUAAAUACUAGUACCUAACCAAUUGAUUGUUAUAAAUAUCUAAUAAUCUAAUAAAUGAAAUGAAAUUAAAACUGGA